CCGCCUCCUUCUCCGCAGUGACCAGCACGGGUGUUUUCAGCUUCUCUCCCAGCCCGCUUUUCCCCGGUCCUGCCUGAUGGCAGCAGCAGGAGGCCCGGAGAAAAUCAAGCCGGUGUUUUGCAGACCCGAAUGCAGGAAUUCGCCCUUGCGUGCUGAAUAAACACUCUGAAGAGCUUAAUUACCGCCCGGUCACGUUCAAGGGAUGCUUCAGCCCAGAUCAACUGUACCUCCCUUUCCUCCUCAUCUUCCACCACUGCAGACUCGUCUGCUGAGUGUUUUGAUGGCAUUGAUCUGUUUUGCUCACACCUGUGUUAAUCUGUUCCUCCAGCACCUUAGCAGGCAUACAGAAGCGAUUUCAGACCAUUACCAUGUUGGAUUGUGGAAGCAUAAAAACUGCAGCGAAUCCAAGAGCAUUGUGAGAAGUGUGGUAGAGAAGUUUGUUGUCAAAAUCUUAAUCUGAUAAAGGAGAUGUUACUUUGUACUUUGUUUAAAUAUGUAUUUAAAUUCAAAGGGCAACUAGAUAUUCUUGGGAAAAACAAACCAAAAACAGUUCAUAAACUAGCAUAUCAGAAAUUCAUGUUAAUUUAGUAGGCAUUCCUGUCUGUACUUCUGGUUCUCAAGGGGAAACUAUGACAUAAUUUGAUUGAAAGGGGGAAAAGUGACAGAUACAGAACUUUUUUGUUUUAUAUUAAAGGCCAGGCAUUAAAAGCAUCCCAGGAAAGCAUGGCAUCCUGCAAAAGCCUAUGGGAAGGCAGAGGGGGGAAAGUUACAGAAAAAUAUGGGCAAUACCCCAAGAGAAUGUAUAUGAAGAAAUAGCAGAAUAUAAGGGCAAGUCAAACAAAAACACACACAAAAAAAUUUAGGUGUUUUAAAUUACUGUCAGCAACUGGUCUUUAGGAUACUCCAUAUGUAGAAAUUUUAAGUUUUCCAUAUUUAUCUGACUAUUUAUCCAGUUUCAACAUGAACCUUAGUUACUACUUGCAAAAUGACUUUUCUAUCAAUAUAAUAACUUACAUUUGUUUUAUGGAUUUAAUUUUCUCCUUUUCUUUCCACAGUGACUUGAAGCUAGUGCUCUAAAUAUCCUUGGCUCCAAAGUACAGAGAGCUAUCUUGAGAUUUCUUCUGCCUAUGAUCAUCUCUGCAUACUAGUUAGAAGCACCGUAAAGACAAGUUUUAUAGGAAAAUCUUAUAUUAGAUGAGGAAGAAGCCACAAAACCUCUGCCAGGCUGUGAAUGUCUCCUUCUAGAGGUGAUCAGGAGUUCUGAUGAAGCUGAUGGAGGUGAUUCUAGGUAAAAGACACAUCUAGAAACUCCUGAUAACCUCACAAAUUUGUGGCUUUAGAAAUGCUCAAGAACCAGGGAAAGUUACAUGCUUUUAUUGUGGAGACUACAGCUUCCUAACAGCUAUCUCAUUCCAAACCAAGACUGGGAGGAGAACAUAGAAAACAAAGAACCAGUUAAAAACUGAACAUGUUAUUUUUGUGUUAAAACAAACACAGAGUAUUGAAAAACGAUUAAGGGAAUUGCAAUGAGAAGGAGGAGGCACUGGGGAGAAACAGCUUAUUGUUGUCCAUCCACUGUGUAACAGCCUAUACAUUGCAAGGAGGCAACAAAGGCUUGGAGCAUUUCUCUAAGAGAGAUCAGUUUCUGAGCACCUGCUGGAAGUGCUGCUGUUUCUGGACCCCAGUGUCCUGGUGUAGCCCUGCUCAGCCUCCCACUGGCCCUUCAGAGCUGGCAUGGAUUCAGAUGAAACCUGACAGGGGAAACUGCUCUCUGUGGGAAAUAUUUUCUGAAGCUCAAAAUAAAGAGAAAUAAUUGAGGUUUCAAUAUGUACAGAUACAAUCAGGGGCUGUAUGACACGGUUCCUACACUAUCCCUUUUGCCUGAAGACAGGAGUGUAUUUCCCAGUAAGAAGUUCAGGUAACACAGAAAAACCUGAAAAGAAAAUUUAUUCCUGCCUGGAAGUUCAGUGCAGUGGUCCUGCAGUCAGUGUCCUACUAGCCAGAGAUGGUCCCAAAGGUGCAAAGGGAGAACAGGUACAGAGCUAUGAGCAUUUAGCAAUACUUUUUCCUGGAAAAGUUGGACCUUCAGAAAUAAAAGGAACUUUAGAACCACAAGGAGAGAGAGGAAUAAAAGUAGAAUAUAAAGUAACUGAUGACUUGCAGAGACAAGUAACUGCUUUGGAAACAAAAGCACAGGUUUUGGAGGCUGAAUGAAAUAGACCCAAAAAAGGUUAUACAGGUACAGCAAAAAAGCAAUUACUGAAAUUGGUAAAGGAUAUGAAUUUUCCAGAGUAUGAUUUAGCUGCUGAUCUGCUUCAUGUCCUCCUUGUGAUUACUGGCAAAGUAUCUUUGCAGUUCUCAAGUGAACUGCAUUCCUUUUCUGCAUUAAUUGGUGUCCUGAAGCUAUGA
Messenger RNA from Corvus hawaiiensis (hawaiian crow), 2409 nucleotides. RefSeq names its product mannose-binding protein-like. The transcript has 10 exons. The record is from RefSeq and is a predicted model, not a curated record. Lineage: Eukaryota; Metazoa; Chordata; Aves; Passeriformes; Corvidae.